AUGGCCCCCCGCUGCUUCAUAAUCCGCCACGGCGAAACUGAAUGGUCGCUGAACGGGCGGCACACGGGAAUCACAGACCUGCCACUCACCGAGAACGGCGAGAAGCGGAUUAAAGCAACUGGAAAGGCUCUUGUCGGCAACGACAGGUUAAUUGCGCCGAAAAAGCUAGUCCAUGUAUAUGUCUCUCCUCGCACCCGCGCGCAGCGGACGCUGGAACUGCUUGAAAUCGGGUGUCGAGAGCGCCUUCCCUGGACAGAGAAGCGCAAGGCCGAAUCUGACGAGCCGAUCCGGACGGAAGCGAAAGUGGAGAUUACAGAGGCUAUCCGAGAAUGGGAUUACGGCGACUACGAGGGUUUGACGAGUAAGCAGAUCCGAGAGCGAAGGGCGGAACAAGGGGAGGGGAGCUGGGAUAUUUGGCGGGAUGGGUGUCCCGGGGGAGAAUCACCUGAAGACGUCAUGAAACGACUAGACGCGCUGAUUGCUGAGAUUCGAGAAAAGCACCACAAGCCGUGUUUCGAGGGUAAUAAGGAGAGCGGCGACGUGCUUAUCGUUGCGCACGGGCACAUCCUCCGUGCGUUUGCGAUGCGCUGGACGGGCCGACCGUUAACGGAGACGGCGCUGAUUCUGGAGGCUGGUGGUGUAGGCACAUUGAGUUACGAGCACCAUAACAUCGAAGAGCCGGCGAUCAUCCUCGGUGGAGGAUUUGUCGUGGAGAAUUGAGCUGAGCUGGUUCCUGCAAAGACCUAAAUAAUAGUUAGAGAUAU
Aspergillus nidulans FGSC A4 is the source of this 764-nucleotide messenger RNA. Its product is annotated as histidine phosphatase family protein. Gene Ontology annotation, biological process: ribose phosphate biosynthetic process. The transcript has 4 exons. The record is from RefSeq and is a predicted model, not a curated record. The coding region runs from base 1 to 720 and encodes 239 amino acids. Lineage: Eukaryota; Fungi; Ascomycota; Eurotiomycetes; Eurotiales; Aspergillaceae. Gene Ontology annotation, molecular function: sedoheptulose-bisphosphatase activity.